Messenger RNA from Papilio polytes (common Mormon), 1864 nucleotides. Its product is annotated as progestin and adipoQ receptor family member 3. The transcript is spliced from 7 exons. Gene Ontology annotation, molecular function: signaling receptor activity. Lineage: Eukaryota; Metazoa; Arthropoda; Insecta; Lepidoptera; Papilionidae. The record is from RefSeq and is a predicted model, not a curated record. Bases 291 to 1319 code for a protein of 342 amino acids. Gene Ontology annotation, cellular component: membrane.
UUAGCUGACAGAUUUGAGUUUGAGUUGAAGAAAGAUGGCAAAACAUCAACGAAAACCAAAUAAACUUUUUAGUCUUUAAAUUAGUUCCAGAUCUGUAGGGUGUGUGUGUCGCAGUGUCUAUUUCGUUUAUUUCCCUAUUAAUUUUUAAAUCAUUCACUGUUUUUUAUAGACAACUUUGUAGUUAUUAAAUAUAAAAAAAAACAAUUGUAAGCAAGUUUCGAACUUUUGUGCCUUUUACUUGUGAGUAAACUUAGUAUUUCACACAACAUUCUUGGACCAAAAAAUACACCAUGACUAUAACAAUGACUAGAAAAGUAAGUGAAUGCCAUGCAGAAACUCUCCAGUUUAUGCCUAUCGAGAAAGUUGAAGAAGAAUGUAUUAUGGAUAAAGACUACUGCAGCAGCACCACACUGCUCCGUAGAGGAAAAAGACUAGAAGACAAUAAUAAUAUAACUAAAGAAGAUAUUUUGUAUAUAAACUACAGACAGUUACUAAAAUAUGAAGAAGCUCCAGUCUAUUUGCAGCACAAUCCUUUCAUCAGAGAUGGAUAUCGGAAGUUACUACCUACUAGAUUAUGUUGGGAGAGUAUAUUCUGGUGGACGAAUGAAACCAUGAACAUAUGGACACAUAUAUUUGGUUUCUUUCUCCUGCUCUUUCUAACGAUCAAUGAUCUCGUCAUCAUAAAUAUUCACGCUACCUUAACCGACAAGACAGUUGCAGCUAUCCUGUUUUCUUGUUUUUUGGUUUGUAUGGCGCUGUCCGCUCUGUACCACACUUUCUCGUGUCGCUCCGAGUCGGAUUACAACACAUUCCUUAUGUACGAUCUCUUCGGCAUCGCGCUCUCCUUGCUGGCUAUUUACACUUCCGGCGUAUACUAUGCAUUCUGGUGCCACCACGAACUGAAGACGUUCUACAUGUUGACAGUGACUGUGAUAUUUGUUGUGGCGAUGGCGCUGCAAGUGCCGCGCUUCAAUGUGCCGUAUGCGGUCAAGAUGUGCGUUUUCAUCGGCUGGGCGGCGUACGGCGUUCUGCCCACUCUACACUGGACUUAUGUUAUGGGGGGCUUCGAUAACCCUAUGGUUCAGAUGUUUUUCCCUCGAGUUAUCGGCAUGUAUGUGAUAAGCGGCACAGCAUUUGCGAUAUACGCUUUUAAGGUACCAGAACGGUGGUUCCCCGGUAAGGUAGACUAUAUCGGCCAUUCCCAUCAGUGGUGGCAUGUGUUGGUCCUAGGUGCGCUCUAUUACUGGCAUAACUCUGCAAUGAUCUACGUCCAGUAUAGGAUGAACCACGGCUGCGCUAACACCAUGCGGAUAUUCUAACUAUUGUCAUAUAUUUGUUAGGAAACAAUUUAGGACCAGGUGUCUGGUUUUGUGUGCCUUAGUCCUUUUGGAUUUCUACGUACAAUGGUGCUUGUAAAGGCAUAUGAAUUAGUGAAAUGUAAAUUGUACCAAUAUUUGUCGUUGAUGGACUUAAUGUAACAGGCGUUUAUCCUUUUUCCACUAGCGGAGCUAUCAGUAUGAAUAAUUAUAGAGUGGGCGCUUUAAUCGCCUCUUCUAUUAUUUCACUUUGUAAUGAAUAUAACGAGUAGUUUAUUCCAUGUUUCUGUUAUUUAAGGAUUUUAUUUAUGGUUAGCUAUAACAUUCUUUCGUUGCCACAAAUACCAUACUAUUUCAAAAAGAUUAAAAUAACGCGACUUAGCUCAGUGGAAAAUGACUUAAGGCCCUUGAGAGGUAAUAAUGCCUUUAAUUAAGAACUGGGAUUAAUUUAGGGUUCCUUGAAAGUCUUUUUAUUUCCUGAAUAUUUUAUUACACUAGUAAUAAUGAUCUGCACAAAAUGUUUUAUCAAUGCAAAUAAAUUCAUAAAU